UUAGUGGCAAACUCGUUGUUUUCCCUCGUUCUUGCCGGUGGUUGCCGCCUUUCCUCCGCCGUCCGCCGCCCGCCGCCCUGACCUGAAACAAAUCUACACCCAAUGAACCCUUUUGUUUGUUGCAUGCAUCUAAAUUAUUGCUGAAGGAAAAGGUAGCGUUUUAUCUUCAAGAAAGUAAAUGGCUACGGUUUCGGAUAUCACUGUGUCUGCCGCCAUUAACAGUCUAUCCGCAUUAAUAUUUCUUGUGGCAUUUGCAAUCUUGCGUCUUCAACCCAUCAACGAUCGAGUUUACUUCCCAAAAUGGUAUCUCAAAGGCAUACGAGAAACUCCAAGCACUUCGGGACCUUUUGUAAAGAAGUUCGUUAAUCUAGAUUUCAGAAUGUAUCUAAGAUUCUUGAAUUGGGUGCCUGCUGCUUUACGAAUGCCAGAACCUGAGCUUAUAGAUCAUGCUGGCCUUGAUUCUGCUGUCUACAUUCGAAUCUAUCUUCUUGGCUUGAAGAUAUUUGUUCCUAUUGCUCUACUUGCUUUUGCUGUGUUGUUACCCGUCAAUUAUACUGGCGAAAAUUUCAAGAUAGUGAGCCUUAAUAUGAAAGAUAUAACAUUUGGUGAGAUCGACAAGUUUUCGAUAUCCAAUGUCCCGGCUGCAUCAAAAAGGUUAAUUGCACAUAUAGCAAUGGCGUAUGUCUUCACAUUUUGGACAUGCUACGUUCUUUAUAAGGAAUACAAAAUUGUAACUGACAUGAGGUUGCAUUUCCUUGCUUCUGAAAACCGUCGUCCGGAUCAAUUUACGGUUCUCGUGAGAAACGUCCCCCCAGAUCCUGAUGAAUCCGUUAGUGACCAUGUUGACCAUUUCUUUCGUGUCAAUCACCCUGAUCAAUAUCUUUCACAUCAGGUGGUGUAUAAUGCAAAUAAGCUAGCGAAAAUGGUGGCUCAGAAGAAGCAUUUGCAUAAUCGGCUGAUCUACUACACCAAUAAGCACGAGAGAAACCCCGAUAAAAGGCCAACCACGAAGACAGGUUUUUGGGGUCUUUGGGGAAAGAAGAUCGAUGCAAUUAAGUACUAUACCGAUGAAAUCGAUAAGUUGAGCACAGAAGAAGUCGAAGAACGAGAAAGGGUAAUCGGUGACCCAAAAGCUGUAGUCCCAGCUGCGUUUGUUUCAUUCAGAUCACGGUGGGGUGCAGCCGUUUGUGCUCAAACACAACAAACACGGAACCCGACUCGUUGGCUCACGGAUUGGGCUCCAGAACCACGGGACGUUUAUUGGGACAACUUAGCCAUACCGUUCGUGGAACUCAACGUGCGAAGAUUGCUCAUGGCUGGUGCUCUUUUCGGUCUUACUUUCUGUUUCAUAGUCCCGAUCGCACUUGUUCAAACCCUGGCCAACAUUGAAUCAAUCGAGAAAGUUGUUCCCUUUUUGAAACCCCUUAUCAAUAAGAGAUCUAUCAAAUCCGUCAUUCAAGGGUUUCUUCCUGGGAUCGUGUUGAAGCUCUUCCUCAUCAUUCUCCCGAUGAUUCUAAUGGCAAUGUCGAAAAUCGAAGGCUUCACGGCACUCUCGGCUUUGGAAGCAAGAUCCGCGGGAAAAUUUCAUCUUUUUUUGCUCGUGAACGUGUUUUUCGGAAGCAUUAUAGCCGGAACCGCUCUUGAGCAACUUAAAGAGUUCUUGAAUCAGUCACCAUCUGAGAUUCCUAAAACCGUCGGUGUGUCGAUUCCUAUGAAAGCAACGUUCUUCAUCACGUACAUAAUGGUCGAUGGUUGGGCGGGUAUCGCUGCGGAGAUCUUGAGACUGGUUCCGUUGGUUAUGUAUCACUUGAAGAACAUUUUCUUGGUGAAAACCGAAAAGGAUAGAGAGGAGGCCAUGGAUCCCGGUUCGCUGCUUUGGCCCGUAACGGAGCCUCGUAUGCAGUUGUACUUCUUGCUUGGACUCGUGUACUCUACCGUCACCCCGAUACUUCUCCCGUUCAUCAUCGUCUUCUUUGCCUUUUCGUACCUGGUUUUCCGUCAUCAGAUCAUCAACGUGUACCACCAGAAGUACGAGAGUGCGGCAUCGUUUUGGCCCGAUGUUAAUCGGCGUAUCCUUAUCGGUUUGACAAUUUCACAGUUUACGUUGUUAGGAUUGCUGAGCACGAAAAACGCUACAAACUCGACACCGUUCCUUCUGGUGCUUCCCGUCUUAACCUUCUGGUUCCACCGGUUCUGCAAGAACCGGUUUGAAUCUGCAUUCCGGAAGUUCCCGUUACAGGAUGCAAUGAUCAAGGAUACGCUGGAAAGGGCGACAGAACCGCAUUUGGACUUGAAAUCGUAUCUCCAAGAUGCUUAUAUACAUCCGGUUUUCAAAGACGGAGAGAUCGAUACAUCGAUGGAUGUUUAUGAUGACGAUGAUUAUCCGGUAGUUGCUACAAGACGGAGUUCACGAAAAGGGAGUCAAGUUGGCACUCGAGAAGGUAGUCCUGAUGAACGGUCGGGUAUAUUGGCUGUUUAAGGAUUGUACAUUCGAACCAUGAUGCGGUUUCUUCGUGUUCUUUGCAAAAUUGUUUGAUGCUUUUCAUAGACGUUACUCGAUGCGGUUUCUGUAAUCGUUUGAUCGAUGACCGUGAAAGAAAAGUUACGUAUGUACCAACCAAAGAAUAUGUACAAUAACCGAUCAUUGGGACUUCAAACCGAUCAUUCUUUAUAUAAAAUUAUUCGAC
Molecule: messenger RNA, 2687 nt
Organism: Cynara cardunculus var. scolymus (artichoke)
Lineage: Eukaryota; Viridiplantae; Streptophyta; Magnoliopsida; Asterales; Asteraceae
Product: CSC1-like protein At4g02900
Exons: 12
Coding region: 179-2479 (766 amino acids)
Cellular component (GO): plasma membrane
Molecular function (GO): calcium-activated cation channel activity
Source: RefSeq, a predicted model, not a curated record